Messenger RNA from Pocillopora damicornis (cauliflower coral), 3754 nucleotides. RefSeq lists its product as uncharacterized. The record is from RefSeq and is a predicted model, not a curated record. NCBI's taxonomy places the organism in Eukaryota, Metazoa, Cnidaria, Anthozoa, Scleractinia, Pocilloporidae. Gene Ontology annotation, molecular function: hydrolase activity.
CGAUUUGUGAACCAAACCGUGGAUCUUGCCCUGGUUGAUUUGGUUUGACAAACAACAGAUUUGUCUGCCAAGCUCUCGAUAUUUCUUUAUUUUAAUGAUUUGCUAUCAAAACAAACAAGGCAAGAGCUAAAGAGAGAACACAGGUACCUGGAUCUGCGUGACAUCAAAUUACCUCAGGAAAAGUUCAAAGAACUUGCCCUCAGCCAAAUCUGAUUCGAUUUUAACUUGUUGGCAGGCUCGACGAGCUCUGCGAUUCAAUUUCAGACAUGCUAUACCACACCUUAAAUGUACGUUUGGCGUACACUUUAGCACUGAUUGUUUUUGUGUCUUCAAGACAUAUUCAGAAAUCAGAAAUUGGCAAAGUUCAACAAGAUAUUUCGAAGUCUGGCAAACCUGGCGAGUAUUUGUGGUACAAAACUGGCUCAGUGCAAACGGAUCAAAAGUUUGCAAAGAGUGUCAUAGCUAGGUCAUCACAUGGGAAGAAGGUUCAUAGUUUGGACGAAAACGAAGAGUCUAGCGGAAGUACUUUCCCAAACGAGGAGGAUGACCCCAGCGGAAGUGGAGAAGUUCAUGAAGAAUACAUGUCAGGGAGUGGAAUUUAUCCAAACAGUUAUAUGGUGGAUAUUCAAGAGUCUGACACCACAGAUUCUUCUGCGCGUGGGGCAGUUGAUAAAAUGACUCAGGUAUCUUCUGGGGAGGACAGUCCUGAGGAGACGAGUGCAGAUUUCUCAGGGGAUAGUAAAGGCGAGGUUGAACGAAACGAAACUCCUGAGAAAGAAUUAAACGCACAAGACGGUAGCGGCAGCACUGAUGAUGAACAAGAAAAUGACAACGAUGAAGACUCUCAAAAAGAAGAGAAAGAAGAACCCAAGGUGAAGGUUAUGUCACCCGCUGUUCUAAAGGGAGGUGAGGUUCAGAGGAAAAGAAGCGAUAUUUAUAAGAAAAGCAAGGUUACUGAGGGGGACAGUGAAAGUGAGUAUGACAAGCUCUUCAAAGAUUUCAAGAACGAUGGGGAUCUGGGUCCAGAAGUAGAGGAGGAUGAUGACAGUUACUUGGACGAUGCCAUUACUGACGAAGAGGCAAGACAGUUGGUAUCUGAAGAAAACAAAGAGGAAACUGGGAUGAGUAAGAGUGACAUUUUGGGCCGCCAUCACUACAAAGGAGAAGAUAUAAGCUCUAUGUUUGAAGGAUACACAGAUAAAAGCGGCUCAAAUUCGGAUGAGUCUGGAGCUUCUUCUGGUGAGCACAAGAAAAAGGCUUACGCACACAAUAUGAAAGAAAUCCUCUCGAAACUCGAUAAGGAUGUUUUUAGAGGAAACAAUAGUGAAGAACAUAAACAGCUUCACAGUAAACAACAUCGACAUUACCACAAACAACUUCACAAACAUUAUCAUCAUCAUCAUCAUCACAAACAUCAAAAUAAUUCAUUUACCGAAGAAGCAGACGCGUCUCGAGCCCUCAGUCACCACGCGGACAGCGGAAUCUUCAACGGGAGCGUUAGUAAUGUGACAAUGGAGGCUCAAAAAGUAAAGAAGCAUCAUGAACAUAAACGUCAUCACCAUCAUCAUCACCAUCACCAUAACAGACUUCAUCAUCAUCAUCAUCAACUGGACCAUCACUUAAAGGAAAUGGAAUCACACCAUGACAACUUCAAUGAAAGUCAAAUUCCAAUAGCGGAUGUUCAGCAGUCCAAUUCAAACACACAAUAUUCCACGCAGUACCCAUCUGUGUAUUAUCCUUCGUCAGGUCCAAUCAUCAACACAGUAACACCACAGUCACCACAGGCACCACAGGCACCACAGGCACCACAGGGAACUUACUCUGCAGAGGAAAGUUCCCUUUUGCAAUAUUACAAUCAACCAUCAAACGGGUUUGUGUACCACGCUGUGAGAGAUGCUGACAAAAUAGGCGCUGUAUGUCUUGAUGGGUCCACACCGGGUUACUAUGUGAGACAGGGAUCUGCCGAAGCAGGCAAGAACUGGAUUAUUUACUUACAGGGUGGGGCAUGGUGCGAGAGUGAGAAAGCUUGUUCGGGAAGGAGCCGCAUGCAUCUGGGGUCUUCUCUCUUCUUCAAACCUCUUGGUAAUCCUGGUGGAAUUUUAUCAAACAGUGCUAAAGAAAAUCCUGAAUUCCACGACUGGAACGUGGCGUAUCUCCCAUACUGUGAUGGUUCGUCGUUUUCAGGCAACAGAUCUGACCCAGUAGAGUUUGAAGGUUCGUUGUUGUAUUUUAGAGGCUUCAGAAUCUUGGAUUCGACCAUAUCGGAAUUGUUGUCUGACACAAGUCUAAAAGAGGCCAGGAAUGUUGUGUUUUCUGGUACCUCUGCUGGAGGACUCGCUGUUAUGCUUCACGCCGAUUAUGUCCGUUCAAAACUCCCCAAGCAUGCACAUUUCAGAUCGCUUGCGGAUUCAGGAUUUUUCCUCGAUACAACUUCACGGAAACACAAAAAACAGAAGAAAUUCAGGAAGGCGAUGCAGAAUGUUUUUAAGCUUCAUGACUGUACGGAUGGGGUCCCUCAAGAGUGCGUCAAGAAGAUGUCAGGGAAAGACCUGUGGAAAUGUAUUUUCCCUCAGUACUUUUUACGUUUUGUUAAAAGUCGUCUGUUUGUCGUGAACUCUUUGUACGACUCGUGGCAGUUGAGUCACAUCUGGGAAAUCCCUUGUGCUUCUACUCCUUACAAAUGUUCCAAGAAAGAAGUGAAGCUGAUCAAGAAAUUCCGAAGUAAAACGUUAAAAGCCAUGAAGCCCGUGUUCGCCUCAUCAAAUAUCGGACUGUAUGUUGAUUCGUGUAUUGAUCAUGGACAAGUGAUCUCUAACGCUCAAUGGAAUUCAAUCAAGGUGCAGCAUAAAUCCAUUGCAUCGUCAUUUGCCACGUGGUGCCAGAAACCAACCAAGACGGAAUUCUUCAUCGACGAAGAUGACUAUCCUGCAAAUCCAACUUGUGUUACUAAGGACGUUGCUAGGAGAUCAGAAAUCAUAACAGAAGGAUUCUAAAUCCCAGUUGAACUGCCAAUGUAUUAAGUUUAUCAGAACAAAAGCGAGACAAUCAAACUCACGACUCACUGUUCGUUUUCGAACAGCUUUUGGUGAUACUUCACGUUUAUUAUUUUGCAUCUGUACUGGGCUGUAGAAUUUUACCUGAUAUGUGUAACUCAUUUGAAAUUGCCAAAGUGACAACAAACCUUGCGAGCUACCUUUCCCGUUUUAAGUUACUGACGGUAGUUACUGUUUAAUUUAUUUCUUCAGAGUCUUCUUUUGUUCACUUGAAAAUAUAUUCUACGUAAUUGAGUGACAUUGUCCCAUCAUGAAUUCGUGUCACCUGACGUCGCCUUGAAGAGCCACAGUCCGAGUUAAAAACUAGACCCAUGCUAAAACAAUUCAAGAGAUAUUAUAAUUCUGUAACCAUUUAUAGCAGUUUGUUCUGGUUUUUGAGCCAAAAACAAUUUCUAUUUAGGCUGAUCGGGCUUGAAACAAUUUCUGUGCACAUACCUUCUGAGAGUGAGUUCUUUUUCACGAUCAGUCACGUAAAGCGUAUUUUAUCGUCGAUUCUUUAUCGGCGAUAGUGCACAGUUCUCGAGUCCUUUCUGUUACAAAUAAAUAUAACUUUUCUUCCAUUUACCUCGGUAUUGUUCUUUAAUUGAAACUCUUUUAACUCAUGCAAAGAAUUUCACCAUGAUAACUCGAAAUAGUGGAAAAAGUGUACUUUGUUUUGGUAAACCUCUGAGUAGCCAGAAGUAUUAAACAGUGUUACAGUG